Messenger RNA from Hypanus sabinus (Atlantic stingray), 546 nucleotides. Its product is annotated as large ribosomal subunit protein uL23. The record is from RefSeq and is a predicted model, not a curated record. Gene Ontology annotation, cellular component: ribosome; cytosolic large ribosomal subunit. Lineage: Eukaryota; Metazoa; Chordata; Chondrichthyes; Myliobatiformes; Dasyatidae. Gene Ontology annotation, biological process: ribosomal large subunit assembly; translation. Gene Ontology annotation, molecular function: rRNA binding; structural constituent of ribosome. The coding region runs from base 23 to 475 and encodes 150 amino acids. The transcript has a single exon.
AAAAUUAUGCUCUUUCCCUAAGAUGGCUCCGAAGGUGAAGAAGGAAGCUGUCCCUGCCAAGACUGAAGCUAAAUCUAAAGCCUUGAAGGCUAAGAAGGCUGUUUUGAAAGGUGUUCACAGUCACAGGCGGAAGAAAAUUAGGACAACACCUACCUUCAGGAGACCAAAGACACUCAGAUUGAGAAGGCAACCCAAGUAUCCCAGAAGGAACAAGUUGGACCAUUAUGCUAUUAUUAAAUUCCCUCUCACCACUGAGUCUGCUAUGAAGAAAAUAGAGGACAACAAUACCUUGGUUUUCAUAGUUGAUAUAAAGGCCAACAAGCACCAAAUCAAACAGGCUGUUAAGAAACUGUAUGAUAUUGAUGUAGCCAAAGUCAACACACUUAUCAGGCCUGAUGGUGAAAAGAAAGCCUAUGUACGCCUGGCCCCAGACUAUGAUGCAUUGGAUGUCGCUAAUAAGAUUGGCAUCAUCUGAUAUGUUUACAAGAAGACCUUUAUAAAUAUUGCAAUAAAAAAUUUAAAAGAAAGAAAAAAAAACAUGCAAAA